This is a messenger RNA of Zea mays, 2266 nucleotides long. Its product is annotated as E3 ubiquitin protein ligase DRIP2. The coding region runs from base 212 to 1792 and encodes 526 amino acids. Lineage: Eukaryota; Viridiplantae; Streptophyta; Magnoliopsida; Poales; Poaceae. The transcript has 7 exons. Gene Ontology annotation, molecular function: ubiquitin-protein transferase activity. The record is from RefSeq and is a predicted model, not a curated record.
CCCCCUACUUUUCCUUUUGCCUUUGUCGCUCUCACGUCUCACCACGCACGCAGACGCAGGCGCGCGCACAGCGUAGGGUCGCAGCCUCCCACGCACAGGCAGGCACAGGCAACCGCAUUUUCCCUUCUCCACCUCCAUCGCCUCCUCGAUCUCUCCUCCCCCCCGUCCCCCGCUCCCCCCCACCCGGCGCCGACUACCAACCGCAUGCGCCAUGCAGCCGGGGCCCACCUCGCCGCCGCACGAAUCCCCCUCGCCGCCGCACGAGGUGACGCCACAGGAGGAGCCCGCGACCCUGCCCCUGCCCGGCGAGGAGGCCCAGCCCCAGGGCCAGGCUGACGACGGCGACGCGGUCAAAGCGGCGGCGGGAGCCCGGGAGGACCGGAACGACAGGAGCGGCGCCACCGCAUCCGCCCGGGGGAGGAAGAGGCGGAGGCGCGGCGGCACCUCCUCCACCUCCCCCUCGCCCUUCCCGUCCCCUGCCGCCGCCGCGGGGACGACGCGGGGGGUCGUCAUGGUCAAGCGGGACCUGCUCGCGCGCUGCAUGACGUGCCCGCUCUGCCGCCGCCUCCUCCGCGACGCCACCACCAUCUCCGAGUGCCUCCACACGUUUUGCAGAAAGUGUAUAUAUCAGAAGUUUGAUGAUGAGGAAGUAGAAUGCUGCCCAGUAUGUAAAAUUGAUCUUGGCUGCACACCUACUGAGAAGCUUAGAGCCGAUCACAGCUUACAAGAUGUAAGAUCAAAACUUUUUCCAUUCAAAAGAAAGAAGAUUAAUGCAGAAGAAGUUUCAUCUAGUAUUUCACUUCCCACUAAAAUUAAAGAAAGAUCUAUCUCUUCAUUAGUCGUCGAUACGCCUAAAGUAAAACCAACAGGCUUGACUGGACGGCGAACAAGAGCAGUUGCCAGAAAAGCUGCUGCUGUCGCCACUGCCACUGUCACCUUGCAUGAACUUCGUCCAGUUAUUGAAGAUCCUGUGAAAAAGGAAAUUGAUAGUUGUGACAGCCAUCCUCAUGAUUCAAAUUUGCCUGCUAGUUCAAGCAAAGCACCACAAAUAAGAAGACAGAUAUCACCUAACGUGGAGGCAUCUAACCGUUCCUCCAACAAAGAUACCGAAGGUGAUAGUAACGAUGAGCUGGCAGAUAAGUCUGAGCUCUGGCGUCCUUUAAAUUGUUUAGUAGAAGCUGCCAACAGGACAAAAUCCUUUAGGUCAAGUUCACAGAGUCCAGUUGUUAAGGGAGAGCAACCCAAUGGCUCUACGAGUAGUACAUUUGCUAGCAAAGCAAAGGCAAGGGAGAAUCUGGAGAAGUCCAAAAUUCAGGAUGACAAAAAAGAUGUUCCCAUGCCACCAGUGCUGCCAAAAAGAAGAGCUCAAGGUACUGCGCGGAAGAAGAGAGAUCGUCUUCAAGCUCCAACUGAUGUGAAGCCUGAUGCUGCAGUUGCACAGAAUGCAAAGAAGUUCAGCUCCAUAUGGUUUUCAUUGAUUGCCUCAUUUGACCAGCAAGGAGAUCCACCUUUACCACAGAUCCCUUCCCACUAUUUGCGAAUAAAAGACGGAAAUAUCCCUGCUUCAUCUAUCCUAAAAUACCUCAUGCAAAAGCUCAGUCUUCCAAGUGAGUCUGAGGUGGAAAUAAAGUGUUGCGAGCAGCCAGUGAACCCUUCACAACCUCUGCGCAAUUUAGUAGAGCUGUGGCUGAAGGGAAGAGCAACACAGACAACUCAGACCAUGACCGGUUCGUCCGCUAAAGAGUUUGUAAUGGUGCUAACAUACGGACGGCCAAAGGCUCCUGCAAUGUGAAGGCACCAUGCAAACAUUCAGGCCCUCAAACCUAUUUUUCCUGUGAGGCAGCUAUAGCCAGACAAUUGUUGGCGAGGUCAUCAAAGAUAACUCUCCCUGACGACACAGCCUCACAAUAUGCAGUGGCUGGCUCACUUCAGAGCCAGCCCAAGCCCUUGAUGUCACAUUCAUGUAUUCUUUUUUUAUAGCAUAUGUUGUUUGAUUCCUUUAGGAUGUCCUUUUCUUAUUUAUUAUACAUCGAUAGUGGUAUAUAGAUAGAAAGUUGUGAUUGAUACUUGUAGGUAUCAUUGAUGUUUUGAUUGGGCCUUAAAUUAUAUAGGGAGAGAAACUUGUAGUCUUUGCUUGUAAGAGAUGAGCAGAGUUGAUUGCAGAGUGUUUCUGCUGUACCGUGACUUAUUGUAGCACUAGCACCGAAUUGUAACCCUAUAUUUUGUCUUUGAACUCGUUAGUGACUUAUUUGUUCAGGGGGACUCA